AUGGCGCUUCUCGUGUGGAAACUUGUUGGUGUUUUGUUUGGGUUCUUGGAUCACUCCUCUGCGCUUCCUAUGCCGUGUAGCUUCAAUCCUUUGUGCACGUGUGAUACUAGACAACAAGAAACUAGCUGUGUGAGUGUACCAUUUUUGAAUUUUCCAAAGAUUCCGUUUAAGGAAGUCUACCAACUGACUUUUGCGAGAACUGGUCUUCCAGUAUUAUACAAUGAUUCGCUAGAUGGCACAGCAGUGUCUUCUCUCAGACUGAUGUACAACAAUUUAGUGACUCUUCCACUUCACGCAUUUCACAGAUCUGAGCAUCUGAUGACCUCUUUAGAUCUGAGUUACAAUCACAUUAACAGUUUUCCAGCUAAAGCUUUAAGAAAAUUAUCUUAUCUCCAGUGGUUAAACUUACAUUCCAAUAAACUGGAGGAGUUAAGGCGUGGUGCUUUUGAAAAACUCUGGUCACGUUCAACACUCUCCAGUAUUCUCUUAAGCAGCAAUCAUGUAUCAUUUAUAGAAGAUGGUUUGUUUAGAAGUCUUUGGAACGUCACGUCUUUAGAUCUUACAAACAACCACAUUAGCAAGCUAGAGGGCCACCCUUUUCCAGACUCCUUGACCACGCUGUCUUUAUCUGACAAUCUUCUGGACUGGAUCCCCCCAGAUGCUCUCUCUAAUCUCAGAUAUUUAAAAAAGUUAAAUCUUGGUGGUAAUCUGUUUCCAUCUCUUCCAAAUAACUGGAAGUUAUCAACACGCCAUCUAGAGGAAUUAGAUUUUAGUCAUAAUGUUUUGACAAAAUUAGAAAGCAACGUUUUAAACGGUUCUUUUUCAGUACUCAAGCUGAGUCUGAGCUAUAACUACCUGAGAAUACUGUCAGUAAAAGCAUUUCGAGGUCUUGAUCUCCAAAAGCUAUCUUUAGCUAACAACCGAUUGUCUUCCAUACCAGUUGGGGCCUUUGAAGGUUUAGAAGCGACCUUGACUACCUUAGAUUUGAGUUUCAAUAUAUUGAAAUCUUUUCCAAAGGCAUUAAAAGAACUAAAUCAGCUUCAACAGCUUUUUAUGCGAGGAAAUCAGCUUUCAUAUCUAGAGAAGUACGAUUUGUAUACAUGUCGAGAAAACUUAGAAGUGUUAGAUCUUUCCAGAAACCUCCUGAAAAGUGUACCAAGAGAAGCUCUAGUGACUUCCAAGCGGCUUCUUCGUUUGAGUUUACAAGAUAAUCAGAUCAAAAAAGUACAUGCAAGAGAUUUUUAUGGUUGGAGUAGUACUUUAUUAUAUCUUAAUUUAGCUAAUAAUGGUAUUAGAUACAUCUCGGAAAAGGCUUUUCUUUACAUGCCAAAACUAAAAGACUUAAAACUUUCUUACAACAGUUUCUUCAAUGUAGAUUCAAAUAUUUUGUUUCCUCUGAGGGACUCAUUAAAAUCUGUGGAGCUGGGAUCUUUGUUUGAAUACUAUGAUGGUUCUCAUGAAAUGAUAGUGAAAUAUCUAAAUAAGUUAGAAUGGUUUCAAAUGGACCACAACAAGAUUUUUAAGUUGUCUUCAACGUUUCUGUUAGACCAAAUCAACAUGGUUCAUUGCGAUUUGGAAGGAAACAAUGUUAUGUUGAUUCCACAAAACUUAUUCAGAAAAGAAGUGCACAUUAAUCUAACUAAUAUAAUUCUGUCUCAUAAUGAAGUACAAGCAACUGAACCAAAAACAUUUAAUGAACUUCCUAGGCUCAGGAAUGUCGUACUUUUGGGAAACAGACUUGACAUUCUUCGACACAAAUCUUUCACAAGUUGUCCCAUGCUGAAUGCCAUUGUGUUAUCACACAAUCGACUUCGUAUAGUAGAACCUUCGGCUUUUCAUAACUUAACAAGUUUAACAAGUGUGUUUCUACAGUUUAAUAAGUUAUCAAGAUUUUCGUUUAAUAUGUUUAGCAAUGUAAGCAAUUCCGAUUUUCCAAUGCAUUUAAAUGCUUCAAAUAAUCGUAUUAGCAGAUUGGACAAGUUUCCGAGAGACAAAGAUGUCGAUGGUGUUCUUCAUAUGCAAACGUUAGAUUUGAGCCACAACAACAUAUCGUUAAUUCCAAAGGGUUUUUUCGACUUUUUAGGGAAUUCGUUCCAUCGUUUAUUUCUGUCUUUCAAUAAACUGACUGUCAUUCCUUCGACUGUCUCCACCGAAGCUACAAAUCUUCAAAUAUUGCAAUUAGACCACAAUAGUAUCGCAUUUGUUAGCUCUACAGACUUUCAAGGCAAACCUCCAAUCCAGAUUUUAAAUCUGAGUUAUAAUAACAUUUCUACCAUCUCCUCAGAGGCCUUCACAUCUUUAGAAGAAAUUAGAAUCGUGGAUCUGAGCUACAAUAGAAUAGCGACACUGCCAGAAAGUGCCUUUGUUGGAACAAAAUUGGAAAGGAUAAAUCUUUCUCAUAAUAUAUUUGUCCAUCCACCUUUUAAAAGCUUCUUUCCUGUUAAAUUCACUCUGAGGUUUAUUGACGUUUCGGCCAAUCAUAUUCAUAUAAUCCGAAGUGAUGUAAUUAAUCAUCUUUAUAAGUUAAAUUUUUUAAACUUGUCCUCCAAUCAGUUGCUAAGCCUAAGUGUAGAGAAUCUUACGCAACUCAUUAAACUCGAUUUAUCCCAUAAUCCUUUGCCGAAGUUUAAUGAUGGACUUCUUUAUUCAUUGAAGUCAUUACGAUCAUUGAACCUAAAAAAUACAAAUUUAUCUCAAUUGCUUUGUCUUCCUUUUUCACGACUAAACACCUUGACACUCGCAAACAACCUGCUGAGAAAUAUUUCUGGACUUGCGUUUCGUCACUUGCGACAGUUGCGACGCCUAGAUAUUUCUUAUAAUCUGAUAGAAGAAGUUCCAUGCCACUUGUGGGCUCACGUGGUAAACCUACAUUCUUUAGACAUUUCUCAUAAUCCAAUUGAAAUUUUGGGUACUGUGAGUUUCAGCGGUUUAGAGCGACUGGUAGAACUGGACAUGCGAGGCUUAGCCCUGAAAUAUUUGGACUCUCGAACACUACAGGAACUCAGGUUUCUGCAAACGUUCAAGACCAGCACGUACGCCGAUGUUCGAUCUUUUCAACUUCAUGACCUACUUCACAAAUCCGUUUCGCUUCGCCGAGUGGUAGUGGAAGUCGAAGAACCAACUCUGUCACAUCAGCUCCAAUGGACUUUUGGCGCCAAGCUCCGCGAUCUUACCAUCACCGGUCGCAAUCUGCAGAACGUGCUGCCAGAUGCUUUCCUCGGCUUACAUCAUUCUCAUAAGCUCAUUCUCAGAAUUACUGGCACAAAUAUCACCCGACUACCUUCACAACUGCUGCGCUACCUGGCGGAUAUCAGGUACUUGACUUUGGAUCUAAGAAACAAUUGCUUGCAAAAAAUGGAACGCAGCGUUCUCCAACCAGCAGAAGAUGAAACGGGAGAACCUGAUGGAACGAAACACAUAACAGGAGGAGUCUUAUUGGAAAACAAUCCGUGGGUGUGUGACUGUGACUUGAUUUGGCUUUCUCGUUGGCUACGUAGGUGGAUGCAUGAGACACUUCGAGUUCAGAUGUUCCAUUUUGAUGCGGCUUUGUAUGUGUAUAACUUAGCAAGACGAAGCACGUGUAUAAUGCCCGGGAUAAACACUGAAAUACCCAUUAUCGAUUUAAAACCCGCGGAUAUAAACUGUUUAGAAAAUGAUCGCAACUUAGCGACGGAAAUGGAACAACCUUUCCAAGUCACUUUUGUGAUUUAUGGAUUGACAUUUAUACGUUGGUGUUCUCAGUAUCUAUCGUGAUCUCGCUUAAAAUGUCAAAUAAGGUCUUGUUUUUUUUUUUUUGACUGUAACGAGU
Messenger RNA from Limulus polyphemus (Atlantic horseshoe crab), 3808 nucleotides. RefSeq names its product chaoptin-like. NCBI's taxonomy places the organism in Eukaryota, Metazoa, Arthropoda, Merostomata, Xiphosura, Limulidae. Gene Ontology annotation, molecular function: protein binding. The transcript is spliced from 3 exons. Bases 1 to 3753 code for a protein of 1250 amino acids. Gene Ontology annotation, cellular component: extracellular matrix. The record is from RefSeq and is a predicted model, not a curated record.